This is a messenger RNA of Rotaria sp. Silwood1, 267 nucleotides long. Lineage: Eukaryota; Metazoa; Rotifera; Eurotatoria; Philodinida; Philodinidae. The record is from the annotation of a GenBank genome assembly.
AUGUUAUCACAUGAUACAGUUCAUUCAAAACAAGUUAUUAACAUACAAGAUUUAAUAAAACAUUAUGAUUCGUUAUUAACAAGUGGACAUGAACCUGAAACACAUGCUUUGGCAGCAUUAGAACCAGAUCAAUCACUUUUGGAUAUUUAUUCCACACAAUUAACACUAUUUGAUGUUGUCUCAUCAGUUGCAUUACGAUCAAUUGAUCCAUUUGUUGUUGCUUUUCGAGCAUUAGUAAAUAGAAAUAUUCGUUGUUUUUAUUUAUAA